UGUCGUCCAACACGGCUGUGAGGCGUUUUCGCUCAGUCCCUCGUCCCUCGUCUCCCCUCGUCUCCCCACCUGUUCCGCUUGGCACGCACACUCGACGCCUGCGCCGUCGUCGUUGGUAGCCCACAGCACGCCCUUUUCUUCAUCACGCCGCCCCAUCUCUCUUUGCACUCUGUCCAUCAACCUCUUCUUGCUCUACGCGCGCUACUUUAGCUGCCACUCACGCUCUCUACAUCCACCCACACUCGUUCAACCCACCCCAUCCACCACAAUGGUCGCCGUCACCGCCCUCUUCGCCACCCUCAUCGCCCUCGCGUCCUCUGUCAACGCCGGCGUCUACAUCACCAACCCCACCGCGUCGUCCAUCGUCGAGGCCGGCCAGACCAUCAACGUCACCUGGCAGGACGACGGCGCCGGUGCCAAGCUCGCCGACAUUGGCCCCUCGUCGGUCGACAUUGCCGUCGGCUCGCCGCUCACCCAGGUCGUCGUCCAGAACCUCGCCUCGGACGUCGACGUCUCCAAGGCCCAGACUGUCACCGCCACCAUUGACCCCACCAUCGGCCAGGACGGCCAGUACUACUUUGUCCGCGUGACCUCGAACUCGCUCCGCAACGGCACUCUUCCUUACCAGUCGUUCUCGGGCCGCUUCACCAUCCGCGGCACCAACGGCACCUUCACCCCCGACCAGGCCGCCAUUGUCAACUCGAGCACCUCGUCGGUCAGCCCCUCGGGCACCGCCGCCGCCAACUCGACCUCGUCGCUCCCCAGCGGCUCGGCCUCGGCUUCGGGCUCUGCCUCCGCCUCGGGCUCUGCCACUGGCUCGGCGAGCCACUCGGCCACGUCGGGCGCUUCGGCCUCUGUCUCGUCCGUCUCGCACGCCCCCUCGGCUUCCGCCUCGAACAAGCCCAGCGGCGCCGAGCAGCUCCUUGCCCCCGCCGGCCUGGCCGUUGCCGCCGGUAUCGCCGGCUGGAUCGCCCUCUAAGCUGGCUCUGGUCCGACGAUAAAGCACUAGAAGCACGUCCUCGGCGGAGGCUGAGCGCAGGCGCAGGCGCAGGCCGUAGGCUGCGCGCCCCGCACGCCCACGCCCGCCUGGGUCGUCCGACACCACACCCCUUCUCUCGCUCAGACCUAAUCCAUAUACAAUCUGAUUCGGCCAGUUCUGUUCUCCCUCCUC
This is a messenger RNA of Vanrija pseudolonga, 1171 nucleotides long. RefSeq lists its product as uncharacterized. The transcript has 2 exons. NCBI's taxonomy places the organism in Eukaryota, Fungi, Basidiomycota, Tremellomycetes, Trichosporonales, Trichosporonaceae. The record is from RefSeq and is a predicted model, not a curated record. The coding region runs from base 269 to 979 and encodes 236 amino acids. Gene Ontology annotation, biological process: cell wall biogenesis; (1->6)-beta-D-glucan biosynthetic process.